AUGGAAGCAGUGGCGUUUUCUUUUGCAUUCAUUAUGGAACAGACGCACUCUCAGAAACGGAUGCAACAUCAACAAAGCAUUCAUUACGGAAUACCCUCUUCCAUUUCACAUGUGGCAAGAGACAAGUUUAUGGAUCCAUAUAGUCAACAUUGUAGCUUUCAAAACCUCUUAAACAGUCAACAACCAAGCACUCAACACCCUUAUCAGUCUGUUCGUGAACCUUGUAUAGACACAGUCUCUGCGUCGGAUGCCUCUGUCUUCGGUUCACAAUGGACUGAAGAUGGCAACGACGAUGCAGAGACUGUGUCUGACCGUAAAGAGAGACGUAAAUGGUCACCAACAGAAGAUGGUGUGCUGAUAAGUGCUUGGUUAAACACCUCCAAAGACCCAGUUGUAGGGAAUGAGCAGAAAGCAAUUGCGUUUUGGAAACGAGUUGCGGCUUAUUUUGCUGCGAUUCCAAAGCUGGCUUGUUUACAGAAGAGAGAGCCAACGCACUGUAAACAAAGGUGGGGGAAGAUCAAUGAGGGGGUCUGCAAAUUUGUUGGCUGUUAUGAUGCUGCAACGAAGCAGAGAUCGAGUGGACAGAAUGAGAAUGACGUUUUGAAGAUGGCUCAUGAGAUUUUCUACAAUGAUUACAAGGUGAAGUUCACACUGGAGCAUGCAUGGUUGGAGCUUCGCCAUGAUCAGAAAUGGUGUGGAGCUUCUUCUGAUAAAGUACAGUCUAAAAGAAGGAAGUUAGAUGACGGAUCUGCACAGUCAUCAACCUUUGUGCCAGGAAGCCAUGGAGAGGAUGAAGCUCGGCCUGUUGGUCUUAAAGCAUCAAAGGCCAAAGAAAAAAGGUUAGUGAGCAAGCAAGGGACUUUGGAAGAGGAAGUGAAGGAGAGGAUGGAGUUUCAGAGCAUGUGGAUGAUAAGGCAAAAUGACUUUGCUUUGAAGGAGAAGCUUAACAAGCAAAAAUUGCUUGAUAGCCUCAUUGCCAAGACAGAGCCACUGAGUGAACUUGAAAUAGCUUUGAAAAAUAAGCUUAUUAAUGACAUGUUGGCUAUUUAG
Molecule: messenger RNA, 1050 nt
Organism: Brassica oleracea var. oleracea
Lineage: Eukaryota; Viridiplantae; Streptophyta; Magnoliopsida; Brassicales; Brassicaceae
Product: glutathione S-transferase T3-like
Exons: 2
Coding region: 1-1050 (349 amino acids)
Source: RefSeq, a predicted model, not a curated record